Hyaena hyaena (striped hyena) is the source of this 1642-nucleotide messenger RNA. RefSeq names its product probable G-protein coupled receptor 148. Bases 309 to 1223 code for a protein of 304 amino acids. Gene Ontology annotation, biological process: G protein-coupled receptor signaling pathway. NCBI's taxonomy places the organism in Eukaryota, Metazoa, Chordata, Mammalia, Carnivora, Hyaenidae. Gene Ontology annotation, cellular component: membrane. The transcript is spliced from 2 exons. Gene Ontology annotation, molecular function: G protein-coupled receptor activity. The record is from RefSeq and is a predicted model, not a curated record.
CAAAAAGUCCCCGCCUUCUCUGAGGUCCUGUGACUCUCUACACGGGGAUCACAGUGUGACACUCACUGGAUGCAGCCACCAUGGAAGGGGCCUAGGUCCGAAGGCUCAGGCACCUGGGAGAAUGUGAAGUGAGGCACUUCCCUUGAUUCACUUCUGUUAGAUGCUGGGUAUUGGGGAUUCUUCCUAGAGUUCAUGGAGAAACUCCUGCUAUUUUUCCACUUACUAUUUCCUGGAAAAGAGAACUCAUUUUUCCACUGACAGAAAAGACCUCCACUGGUAACGUAAGGAGCCAAGUUGUCCUGAAGAUCAUGAACUUGUCUUCUGAGCACUGCAACAUAUCGGAUUGGCUGAGGCUAGAAGCAACAGUGAAGGCCUCUGUGUAUGUGGUGGCCUUCUUCUUUGCCACAUUUGUCACCGUCGCCAUCAUCACGAUAGUGUUACAGAAUUUGAAGCUGAGGAAAGAGGUCCGAUACAUCCUCCUGUGCCACCAUCUGCUGUGCAUCUCCUCCUACUGUGGCCUCGGGGUGGUUUUCCAAGGGAUGCGGGCUCUGCUGGCCAACAGCCCUGUGCUGGUGUGCUGGGUGGUAUUUGGGGUCCAGCUAAGUGUUGGAGAAGGGAUCCUCUUCACUUUGGCCUUGAUGGCGGCUAACACUUACCUGGCUAUUUGCUGGCCUCUGAAAUCUCUGUCCUUUGUAGAUUCAGUUAAGUACAGGAUCCUGGCUGGGUCCUGGAUAGUCGUUAUAUUCAAGAAUAUUUGCUUAUUCCUCAUAGAAGGCACUAACCCCUCUCGAGUUGCUGUUUUUAAAUCUGAACCCCUUUGCCCUGUGAUCUUGAAUGGCCCUCCUGCCAGAGUCGUUGGCAUGGUUUUCCUUUUCUCUCUUCUGUCCAUCAUUCUUAUAAGUUACUCUCUGAUCUACCGAGAAGGGAAACGGGCUGGCCAUUUUAAUAGAUCAAAUAUCAAAGCAAAGAAAACAGUUCUUAUUCAUUUAGUGCAGAUGAGUUUACAUGUAAUACCAACCCUGAUAUUCAUAGGUUUGGGAAAGAUGUGUGGGGUGUUUUUCUUUGCUUUAAAUCUGGCACUUUUUGGAGUCUUUGCAUUUGCACAGUGUCUUAACCCUCUAAUCUAUGGGCUCUGGAAUAGAGAGCUGCAAAGCAGAUUAUACCACUGGAUGUGCUGCCAGCUGUGGUGUGGUCACAUGAUGAACAACAGAGAGUCAGUUUAACCUGCAACUCAGCCAUUUUGAAUCAAUAACACUAGCCCUAGUGGACCUUCAGCUAGGCUUGAGGACUUGCCUUUCACUCAAUCUAGAAUUGGUGCCUUUGAUUCUGAAAGCAAUAUGAGUAAGUCAGAGUUAUUCAUCUGGCUUGCAAACUUUGUUGCUGUGUACACUGAAUUGGCCUCACUGAAAUCGUUUUAUAUCUUUAAUCCUAAACCCAGAUCAACAUUUUUGGCAGCAUGCCCUACUGUGUUUCGGUAGUUAGGCAGCUUUUGAGAAUGCACUUGCUUUUAAAAACUGAGAAAUAGUCCACGGUUGAUAUGGAGAGAAGAAGUUUGGUUGUUCCUCUUAUGUUAAUUAGGCACAGGCUUGGCUACAUGUAGUAACAAAGCAGAAAAAAUGUAACUGAUUUUUUUUUAAGUUUG